Molecule: messenger RNA, 477 nt
Organism: Cladophialophora yegresii CBS 114405
Lineage: Eukaryota; Fungi; Ascomycota; Eurotiomycetes; Chaetothyriales; Herpotrichiellaceae
Exons: 2
Coding region: 1-477 (158 amino acids)
Source: RefSeq, a predicted model, not a curated record
AUGGCAAUCUCAGCACUCCCCGCCUGGCCUUUGAUUCUCUUCGGCGUCCUUGAGCCUGCCGCGCUAGUCUGGGCCUAUUUCAUCACACUCUACGAUCCACAACAAUACUACGCCGAUCAAGCUCCUCAAAGCUUGCGCUCGGAUCAUGUCUUUGCGCCCCAGUCCCUCUCGUUGACCUUACAGUUAGGCAACGUCUUCCUGCUCCUUGCAGCCAUGGCAGUCAUUUGCUGCUUCACCACUCACGCGGAAAUCGCAAGGAGAUAUCUGAUUGCAGUAGCGUUGGCAGAUCUGGGUCACAUCUAUUCGGUGUACGGGGCGUUAGGCGACAAGGUCUUCUGGGACCUCAAUCAAUGGAAUCAGAUGACAGCUUCAAACGUUGGUGUCAGCGUCUUCUUGCACAUCAAUAGACUGUUGACCGUGGCCGGAUUGUUCGGCAAGCUGGGCGCGGGUACAGAUGCCAGUAAGAAGAGUCGGUAG